Molecule: messenger RNA, 3090 nt
Organism: Paracoccidioides brasiliensis Pb18
Exons: 3
Coding region: 1-3090 (1029 amino acids)
Biological process (GO): mRNA splicing, via spliceosome
Cellular component (GO): spliceosomal complex; intracellular anatomical structure
Molecular function (GO): ATP binding; RNA binding
Source: RefSeq, a predicted model, not a curated record
AUGGCCCGAGAAGAUAGUCCAAAGCGCCUGAAACUUGACACGGACCGCUUCGCCGCAGCUCCAUCUCACCUGGGCUCCUCAUCCAAGCAUAUCUAUGUCCCCCGAAGUCGACUUCAAGGUAACAACUUAGAUGACAAGCACACAAAUACCAGUCGCUCCUCCACUUCCCGUAGCAUUCGAAAUGGAUUCUCAACCCCUCACCAGGAGUCAUUCCAAGGCCUAGAACCGCUUGUCGACAUCGAAGACUCCCUCGCUCUAGAUCGAGACUGGUACGCAGGCGAUGACUUGGGACACACCUUCGGUGACGAGACGCAUAACCCGUUCGGCGGAGCGGACUCUUCAUGGGCAGAUCAACAGCACGAAGUAGCGUUAUCCGAGAAGAAGAACAGCAAGCGCAUCAGCGCGCGCGCUGUGCAGAAACAGAAGGAUGUCGAUGCCUGGGAAACGAAUCGCAUGCUGACCUCUGGCGUGGCGCAGAGGAGGGAUUAUGAUGCUGAUUUCGACGACGAUGAGGACUCAACUCGCGUACAUUUGCUCGUGCAUGAUUUGCGGCCGCCGUUUCUGGAUGGAAGGACGGUUUUCACUAAGCAACUUGAUCCCGUUCCUGCCGUGCGGGAUCCGCAGAGUGAUAUGGCUGUGUUCAGUCGGAAGGGGAGUAAGGUUGUGCGAGAGAAGAGAGUGCAGAAGGAACGGCAGAAGCAAGCGCAGGAUGCUACUAAUAUGGCGGGCACGGCGUUGGGGAAUCUCAUGGGCAUUAAGGAGGAUGAGGGGGAUAGUGCGGCACCGAUCCCGGGCGAGGAGGAAGGCCAGAAUAAAGGUGGAAGUAAAUUUGCGGAACAUAUGAAGAAGAGUGAGGGGGCUAGUGCGUUUAGUAAGAGCAAGACGCUGAAGGAGCAGAGGGAGUUUCUGCCUGCGUUUGCGGUCCGGGAGGAACUUUUGAGGGUUAUUCGAGAUAACCAAGUCGUUAUCGUUGUUGGGCAAACGGGUUCCGGAAAAACUACUCAGUUAACCCAAUUCCUCUAUGAGGAUGGAUAUGCGAAAAUUGGAUUAAUCGGCUGUACCCAGCCACGUCGUGUUGCUGCAAUGAGCGUCGCGAAGCGGGUUAGUGAGGAAAUGGACGUUAGGCUAGGAGGUCUCGUUGGCUAUGCCAUUCGUUUUGAGGAUUGUACCAGUGAGGAAACGGUUAUUAAAUAUAUGACCGAUGGUGUGUUGUUGAGAGAAUCCCUGGUGCAACCGGACCUGGACAAAUACUCCUGCAUUAUAAUGGAUGAGGCUCACGAGCGGGCGUUGAAUACGGAUGUUUUGAUGGGCCUCAUUAAGAAAGUCCUUGCACGCAGGCGGGAUUUGAAACUCAUCGUCACCUCAGCCACCAUGAACGCAGAACGUUUUUCAAAAUUCUAUGGCGGUGCCCCAGAAUUUUUCAUUUCUGGGCGAACGUUCCCUGUGGACAUUCAAUACUCGCGAUCGCCGUGUGAAGACUAUGUGGACAGUGCUGUGAAACAGGUUUUGGCUAUUCAUGUUUCGCAAGGACCUGGAGAUAUCCUCGUUUUCAUGACCGGACAAGAAGAUAUUGAAGUUGCUUGUGAAUUGAUAGCGGAAAGAUUGGCUCUUCUGAAUGAUCCACCGAAGAUUAGCAUUCUACCGAUAUACAGUCAGAUGCCUGCAGAUCUUCAAGCUAAGAUAUUCGACAAAGCCGCGCCUGGAGUUAGGAAAGUGAUUGUUGCCACAAAUAUUGCCGAAACUAGCUUAACAGUUGAUGGCAUUAUGUACGUUGUCGACGCUGGAUUUUCGAAAUUGAAGGUGUAUAAUCCACGAAUGGGUAUGGACACCCUCCAAAUCACGCCUAUCUCACAGGCAAACGCCUCGCAGCGUGCUGGUCGUGCUGGACGAACUGGGCCUGGGAAGGCGUACCACUUAUACACAGAGCUUGCUUUCAAAAAUGAGCUAUACCCGCAAACUAUACCUGAAAUUCAGCGGACGAACUUAGCCAACACUGUACUGCUGCUGAAAUCCCUGGGUGUCAAAGAUCUGCUCGAUUUCGACUUUAUGGACCCACCGCCACAGGACACAAUUACAACGUCACUGUUUGAUCUCUGGGCGUUGGGCGCCAUUGAUAAUCUUGGAGACUUGACACCAAUGGGCCGCCGCAUGAGUGCUUUCCCCAUGGACCCGUCCCUCGCGAAGCUUCUCAUCACUGCGUCGGAGAAGUACGAAUGCGGCGAGGAGAUGUUAACGAUCGUCUCAAUGCUCUCUGUCCCAAGUGUAUUCUACCGGCCAAAGGAGCGACAAGAGGAAUCGGACGCUGCGCGGGAGAAAUUUUUCGUCCCUGAGUCGGACCACCUGACACUGCUCCAUGUAUAUACGCAGUGGAAAUCGAACGGUUACUCGGACACGUGGUGCGUAAGGCAUUUUCUGCAUCCCAAGGCACUGCGCCGCUCCAAGGAGAUCCGCGAACAGUUGCAUGACAUUAUGAAGAUGCAGAAAAUGAGCUUGACCAGCUGCGGGACUGAUUGGGACGUUAUUCGCAAGUGUAUAUGUUCUGGGUACUUCCACCAAGCCGCAAGGGUUAAGGGCAUUGGGGAAUAUAUCAACCUCCGCACCAGCGUUACGGUACAGCUUCAUCCCACAAGCGCGCUGUACGGUCUCGGUUAUCUUCCCGAUUACGUGGUAUAUCACGAGUUAAUUUUGACGAGCAAAGAGUACAUGUCCACAGUUACCUCUGUGGAUCCGCGGUGGCUCGCGGACCUUGGCGGAGUGUUCUAUUCCAUAAAAGAAAAAGGCUACUCAGCUCGUGAGCGGCGCGUGACCGAGCACGAAUUCAACAGACGAAUGGAGAUCGAAGCGCAAAUGGCUGCUGACCGCGAACGGGCGGCUGAACAAGAGCAGAAAAAGGCCGAAGAAGAUUCCUUGCGAAGGAAACGGGAGAGGGAAGGUGGUUCUGCAAGUGUGGGUCUGAGAACUCUUGUGAGAAGGCCUGCCGCCGGCGCGACGGCUGUAAGGAAGCCCGGGACCCCCAUUACUGGUGGAGGAGGUAGUGGUGGAAGUGUGGUUAAGAAGCCGGUUAUGAAGAGGGCGGCGCGAGGAUUUUGA